AUGGGCCUCUACCUCCUCGACUACGGCGCUGGCAACGUCCAGAGCCUCGCAAACACCCUCAAGAAACUCGGCUAUGACUUCACAUGGAUAUCGUCCCCCGCUGACUUCCACAAGGCCACCAGCCUCAUAUUCCCCGGUGUCGGCGCAUUCGGCAGUGCUAUAGAUGGCCUCAUUUCCCGCGGCUACCUUGAGCCCCUCCGCGAGUACAUCGCCUCUGGCCGGCCGUACUUUGGCAUAUGCAUCGGCCUCCAGGUCCUCUUCCAGUCCUCCACAGAGUCACCUUCUUCGACAGGUUUGGGGAUCAUACCAGCUGUCAUACAAGAGUUUGACCGGGCGGACAAGGCCGUCCCCCACAUGGGGUGGAAUGCGGCGGAGCUGCUAGACCCGGAAUGCAAGACGCACGAGGGCCUCGACGAGUCGUCCCACUACUACUUCGUCCACUCAUAUCGGGCAAAGUACGACUGGACACAGCCAGACGCCGCACAGUGGGUCCACAGCACCACACAGUAUGGCCAGGAGGUGUUCGUCGCCACCGUCCGCAAGGGCAACGUCUUCGGCUGCCAGUUCCACCCCGAAAAAUCCGGCACGGCCGGUCUCAAGCUGCUCGCCGCAUGGCUGAGCGAGCCAGAGUCCGCACGCGCGUCCACACCACCCACACCGUGCAUCCCGCGCCCCCCAAAGCCCAGGGACGGCCUCACCAAGCGCAUCGUCGCCUGCAUGGACGUCCGCUCGAACGACAACGGCGACCUCGUCGUCACCAAGGGCGACCAGUACGACGUCCGCGAGAAGGCGCCGUCUGCGCCGGACGACACGCUGCAGGCGCGCACCGCGGGGGCCGUCCGCAACCUCGGCAAGCCCGUCGCGCUCGCCGCGCGCUACUACGCCGCGGGCGCGGACGAGCUCUGCCUCAUGAACAUCACGUCCUUCCGGCACUCGCCGCUGCGCGACCAGCCGAUGCUCGCCGUCGUGCGCGCGGCCGCCGCGGAGGUCUGCGUCCCGCUCACGAUCGGCGGCGGCAUCAAGGACGCGGUCGACCCGGACGGCACGCCGCGCAGCGCGCUCGAGGUCGCCGGCGCGUACUUCCGCGCGGGCGCGGACAAGGUCAGCGUCGCGACGGAGGCGGUGUACGCCGUCGAGCGCAUGCGUGCGCGCGCGGGCGACGGUGGGGUGGGCGACGGCGACGGCACGAGCGCCAUCGAGACGAUCGCGCAUGCGUACGGCCGCCAGGCGGUCGUCGUGUCCAUCGACCCGCGGAGGGUGUACGUCGACCCCGCGUACGACGGGCCGUACGCGGCCGAGCUCGUGCACGGCACGCCCGACGGCGCGGAGAAGGAGCGCGGCCGGGCGUGGUGGUACCAGUGCACGGUCAAGGGCGGGCGGGAGGACCGGCCGCUGUCCGUCGUGCAGCUCGCGCAGGGCGUCGAGAGGCUCGGUGCCGGCGAGAUCAUCCUGAACAGCAUCGACAGGGACGGCACCGGGCUCGGGUUCGAUCUCGGGCUCGUCAAUCUGGUGAAGAAGAACGUGCGGAUACCGGUCGUGGCGAGCAGCGGUGCCGGGAGGAAGGAGCACUUCGUGGAAGUCUUCGAGGGGACGGGCGUGGAGGCUGCGCUGGCCGCGGGCAUCUUCCACCGGCAAGAAGUGGGAAUCGACGAGGUGAAAGAAGCCCUGGCUGCUGCGCACAUCAGUGUACGGACGUAGAGCAGCAUACGAUCCAUCAAGUUUGUAUUGGUUUAAAGUCGGUCGCCAUGCUGUAUUUAUGGCAUCCGCUGUUGUAUCUCAGGAACCGAGAUGGAAGAUGCAUCCUGCUAAA
Messenger RNA from Postia placenta MAD-698-R-SB12, 1810 nucleotides. RefSeq lists its product as hypothetical. The transcript has 2 exons. Lineage: Eukaryota; Fungi; Basidiomycota; Agaricomycetes; Polyporales; Adustoporiaceae. Gene Ontology annotation, biological process: L-histidine biosynthetic process. Gene Ontology annotation, molecular function: oxo-acid-lyase activity; imidazoleglycerol-phosphate synthase activity. The coding region runs from base 1 to 1698 and encodes 565 amino acids. The record is from RefSeq and is a predicted model, not a curated record.